This is a messenger RNA of Calidris pugnax (ruff), 2740 nucleotides long. It is a transcript of the gene LRRC14, whose product is annotated as leucine rich repeat containing 14. The transcript has 4 exons. Gene Ontology annotation, cellular component: cytoplasm. Lineage: Eukaryota; Metazoa; Chordata; Aves; Charadriiformes; Scolopacidae. Gene Ontology annotation, molecular function: protein binding. The record is from RefSeq and is a predicted model, not a curated record. The coding region runs from base 14 to 1540 and encodes 508 amino acids.
GGCACCAGGAACUAUGCACUCCCUCCUCUUCCUCUGCGCCCGUCACCUGGUGGGCCACCGUCCCACCACCCACCGGGCCCUGGACAUUGUCCCCACCGAGCUCUACCCCGUCCUCUUCCAAGCCGCCUUCCUGGACGAGAGGACUCUUGCUCUUCAGGACCUGGUGGGGACGUGGCCCUUCCCCGUCCUCAGUUUCCCUUGGCUUUUGGGCCACCGUGGCCACCAAGGUGACCGGCACCCUCUCCACGGUCUUGAGAAGCCCAGCAAGUUGUGCGUCCAAGCUGUCAUCCUCGCCGUGGUGACACGGCUCCGUCGGGCGUUGGAGGAACCCUGUCGUGAUACCAGCGAGAGCCGGUGCCGCCUGAAGGUGCUGGACGUGACGGGACUCCAAAGCGAUGACACCGACCGCGGCCCGGAGUGGAUGAGCCUCUGGUCCUGCACGGUGGCCUUGGCCAAAGCCUGCGUGGAGGUCUCCAAACACCACCACGAGUGCCUGAAACGCCGUUCCAAGCGACACAAAGGUCCUUCCGGCGCUUCGGCGGCGACCCCUCCACCCCUGGCCGUGGAGGUCCGCGCCGAUCUCUUCGUCAACAGCACCUCCUUCAACGUCCUACGGGACGCUCUACAAACCGCCGGCCCUUUGCGCCUCAAGUGCCGGGAUUUCCACGCCGAGGAACUCCCCGUCACCAGUAUCGUGAGUUUACUGGACUUACUGGAACCCACCGGCGUGCGACGGGUGGAUCUACGCUUCAACAACCUGGGCUUGACCGGUCUCUGCGCCGUUUUGCCCCACUUGGCCCGUUUCACUGGGCUCCUCAGCCUCAGGUUGCCCUACAGCAACGUCAACGUGCGCCGGGUGGCCACCGAGGCCGGCCUCCGCUGCCUCGCCACCCAACUGGGGAGGUUGCUCUGCCUCAAGGAGCUCAAUUUGGGCUCUUCCAGGCUUUCGGGGAAACUGAGGCAACUUCUGGGCGACCUGCGGUCUCCCCUGGAGAGCCUGGAACUGGCCGCCUGCUUCCUCCUUCCCUCCGACUUCACCUUCCUCUCCCGAAGCCUCCACGCUCCAGCCUUGAAGAAACUGGAUCUGAGCGGCCACGAUUUCUCCCAGAACCUCCUCCAACACCUCCAACAUCUCCUGGAGGAGACCUCAGCCUCUCUCCUCCACCUGGACCUCAUGGAGUGUCGACUGACGGACGCUUGCUUGGAGUCCCUCCUGCCGGCUCUUUGCCGGUGUUCCCAUCUCCGUUGCUUGGGACUUUUUGGCAACCCCAUCUCCACGGCAGGACUCAAGAACUUGGUCCAGAAGACCGUGGUUCUUCAGGAUUUACGUUGGGUGGUCUACCCUUACCCUUCGGACUGCUUCUCCUUGGAGCCACCAUGGCCUCUUCCCGCUUUGCCCUUGGAGGAACCGCUGGAUGAGGAACGUCUGGCCGCCCUCGGCGCCGAGUUGGGCCACAUGCUGGCGAGCUCCGGCAGAGCCCACGCCGUCUGGACCACCAGCCUCUGCCGACACGGUGCCCUCGACUACUUCGCCUUGUAGCUCGGUGGCCACCUGGCCUUCAACCAAAAAAAUUUGGGGGGUUUCACCUCCUCCCACUGCUUUUUUUUUAAACGUCCUUUCUCCCCUUUUUUUUUUGGUCACCGGCAUCAGGACAACAUCCAGACCCUCCUUAAAUCGUUAAUUAACUCUGGGAAAUUGGUCAAUAAAUUGGGAGAGAGGAAAGGGAAUUCCUCCUCGUAACGACCGCUCCGGUUGGGCUCCAGCCUCUUGAAGAAGAAGGAGAGGAAGGCGACGUCUGGAUGGAGAGACAGCAGCUAAUUAACGGUAAUUAACACCCCCCCCACCAUCAGCAGUUAAUUAGCAGCGGGGAGGGGAAUUUUGGUCGUUAGCGGGGUUGCGUUUUGGGGGUUUGGGGGAGGGAGUCACGGAGGAAAGAGCAAACGGGAGGUAUAAAUGGUGGGAGGUGCUUAAUUAAGAAGGUGAUUAAUAUGCAAAUGGCACCCGGUGGCUGGUUUGCCACCCGCAAACUGGAGCAGGGCUCAGCACCCCAAUUAAUCCUAUCCCAAUUAAGGAGGAGACUCCAGUUCAGGAUCCACUCCCGAUGAAGGAUGGGACCCCAGUUAAUGAUCGGCUCCCAAUUAAGGAUAAGAUCCCAAUUAAGGAUCAGAUCUUGAUUAAGGGUGAGACUCCAAUUAAGGAUCCACUCCCGAUUAAGGACUGGCUCCCAAUCAAGGAUGAGAUCGGAUGAGAUCCCAAUUAAGGAUCCACUCCCCAUUUAAGGAUGAGAUCCCAAUUAAGGUUGAGAUCCAAAUUAAGAAGCAGCUCCUGAUUUAAGGAUAAGACCCCAAUUAAGGAUCAGAUCCCAAUUAAGGAUCAGAUUCUGAUUAAAGAUGAGACCCCAAUUAAGGUCCCCCUCCCAAUUAAGGACUGGAUCCUGAUUAAGGGAGAGGAAGUCACAUCAGGAAGCACGAGCGGGAGGUAUUAAGAGCAGGAGGUGCUUAAUUAAGAAGGUAAUUAAUAUGCAAAUAGGACCCAGCCCUGCUGCUGAGGGCUCAGCACCCCCAUUAAGGAUCGAACCCCAAUUAAGGAUGAGAUCCCAAUUAAGGAUCGGAUCCUGAUUAACAAUCAGACCCGAAUUAAGGAUGAGACCUCAGUUAAGGAUUGAAUCCUAAUUAAGGAUGAGACCCUAAUUAAGGAUCUGCUCUCAGUUAAGGACUGGACCCCAAUUAAGGAUGAUGA